GCCAGCUCUAGUGCAGUCUUAUGACUUAUUUUGAUGUUUGGGUUUUUAUAAACGUAUAAACUUGUAUUUGUAAAUAAUUAACUAAUAAUGCCGACUGAGAACAGUGAUGUUAACAAUUUGUUAGAUUCUUUAUAUUUGGAACUUCUACAUUUAAUCGAACAGCAUACGGAAUGCCGUGUUAAAAUAGAGCGUUCAAAUAAUUCAGGACAGUUAUUGUUGGCCAAGACUCGCUAUAUUCAAGGCUCGCAGGCCAUAACUUUGGCACAAAUACCCACAGAGAAUAGUGAAGAUUUCCGGGCUCUGUGCUGUGUGGAAACUGAAAAGUGCGAAACUACAGUUUCAGGAGAGAGUAAACAAUUAGUAACACAUAAAGUGGAUAAAGCAGAAGGUUAUGUGGAACCAAUGCAAUGGUUCUCAGCACUGCCACCAAUGACAUUAAGAAAUGCUGCUGUUCAUUUUAAAAAUUCAGUUGAAUUAGUGGUGGAAUCAGCCAAUAUUCAAAAUGAAAUUUUAGCUAUAAUAGAUCGCAUAGAUAGACUUAAAUUAGUUAAGAAACAACUUGUACAUUAAAGUUUAGAACAAAAUAAGUAA
Molecule: messenger RNA, 591 nt
Organism: Stomoxys calcitrans (stable fly)
Lineage: Eukaryota; Metazoa; Arthropoda; Insecta; Diptera; Muscidae
Exons: 2
Coding region: 88-570 (160 amino acids)
Biological process (GO): vacuolar proton-transporting V-type ATPase complex assembly
Cellular component (GO): extrinsic component of endoplasmic reticulum membrane
Source: RefSeq, a predicted model, not a curated record